Molecule: messenger RNA, 3819 nt
Organism: Trichosurus vulpecula (common brushtail)
Lineage: Eukaryota; Metazoa; Chordata; Mammalia; Diprotodontia; Phalangeridae
Gene: ADAMTS3
Product: ADAM metallopeptidase with thrombospondin type 1 motif 3
Exons: 22
Coding region: 1-3603 (1200 amino acids)
Biological process (GO): extracellular matrix organization; proteolysis
Cellular component (GO): extracellular matrix
Molecular function (GO): metalloendopeptidase activity
Source: RefSeq, a predicted model, not a curated record
AUGGUCCUCCUGUCCCUUUGGUUGGUAGCAGCUGCUCUGAUAGAGGUUAGGACUUCAGCUGAUGGACAAGCGGGUAAUGAAGGAGUGGUGCGCAUAGAUUUGCCAAAAAAGCGAUCUAGAGAAUACGAGCUGGUCACUCCCAUCAGCACCAACCUCCAGGGGCACUACCUCUCCCACAUUCUUUCUGCAAGUCAAAAAAAGAGAGUACCAAGGGAUGUGUCUUCCAACCCUGAACAAUUGUUUUUCAACGUGACAGCUUUUGGAAGAGACUUUCACCUCCGGCUGAAACCAAACACUCAAUUAGUAGCACCAGGAGCCAUGGUGGAGUGGUAUAAGACCUCUGUGGUCACCGAGGAUAGACCCAGCCAUGUAAAUGAUAGUCAGCCUGGAAGUGAUUCAGAGCGGAUUUGGAAAAGAGAACCUUUAUGGACCAACUGUGCUUAUGUUGGAGACUUAACAGACAUCCCAGGAACUUCUGUUGCCAUUAGCAACUGUGAUGGUCUGGCUGGAAUGAUAAGGACAGAAGAUGAUGAGUAUUUCAUUGAACCUUUGGAAAAAGGUAAGCAGAAGGAAGAAGAAAAAGGAAGGAUUCACGUGGUAUAUAAGAGAUCAUCAGUCAAGCAUGUACCUUUUGACAUGUCCAAAGACUUCCUAUCCAGAGGACCUGAAUGGGAGGGCUUUGAUGACCUCAGUGCCAGUUACGACCACUUUGAACAGCAGCUGAAUGAGACGAUGAGGCGGCGACGGCAUGCCGGGGAUGAUGAUCACAACAUCGAAGUGCUCUUAGGUGUGGAUGAUUCCGUAGUCCGCUUCCACGGCAAAGAACACGUCCAAAACUACCUCCUCACCCUCAUGAACAUCGUGAAUGAAAUUUACCAUGAUGAGUCACUUGGGGUGCAUAUUAAUGUUGUGCUGGUACGCAUGAUAAUGCUGGGUUAUACCAAGUCCAUCAGCCUCAUAGAGAGAGGAAAUCCAUCUCGGAGUCUGGAGAAUGUAUGCCGCUGGGCAUGUCAGCAGCAGAAGUCAGAUCCCAACCAUCCUGAGCACCACGAUCAUGCCAUUUUUCUAACAAGGCAAGACUUUGGCCCUGCUGGUAUGCAAGGGUAUGCACCAGUCACAGGAAUGUGUCAUCCAGUAAGAAGCUGUACCUUAAAUCACGAGGAUGGUUUUUCAUCAGCCUUUGUAGUAGCCCAUGAAACUGGCCAUGUGUUAGGAAUGGAGCAUGACGGUCAAGGAAACAGAUGUGGUGAUGAGACAGCCAUGGGAAGUGUUAUGGCUCCACUGGUACAGGCAGCAUUUCAUCGCUAUCACUGGUCCCGGUGCAGUGGCCAGGAAUUGAAAAGAUACAUACAUUCCUAUGACUGUCUUCUUGAUGACCCUUUUGAACACGACUGGCCCAAACUCCCAGAACUACCAGGAAUCAAUUAUUCUAUGGAUGAACAGUGCCGCUUUGAUUUUGGUGUUGGAUAUAAAAUGUGUACUGCGUUCCGAACCUUUGACCCAUGUAAACAGCUAUGGUGUAGCCAUCCUGAUAAUCCCUACUUUUGUAAGACUAAGAAAGGACCCCCACUUGAUGGGACCGAGUGUGCCCCUGGGAAAUGGUGCUACAAGGGUCACUGCAUGUGGAAGAAUGCCAAUCAAGAGAAGCAAGAUGGAAACUGGGGGUCCUGGACCAAAUUUGGCUCCUGUUCUCGUUCGUGUGGGACAGGUGUUCGCUUCAGAACACGUCAGUGCAAUAACCCAAUGCCAAUCAAUGGUGGUCAGGAUUGCCCUGGCGUUAAUUUUGAGUACCAGCUUUGUAACACUGAAGAUUGCUCAAAGCUUUUUGAGGAUUUUAGAGCCCAGCAGUGCCAGCAGCGGAACUCCCACUUUGAGUAUCAGAACAGCAAACACCACUGGCUACCCUUCGAGCAUGCAGAUGCCAACAAAAGAUGCCACCUUUACUGCCAAUCCAAAGAGACGGGAGAUGUUGCUUAUAUGAAACAGCUGGUGCAUGAUGGAACCCGUUGUUCUUACAAGGACCCAUAUAGCAUAUGUGUGCGAGGAGAGUGUGUGAAAGUGGGCUGUGAUAAAGAGAUUGGUUCCAAUAAGGUUGAAGAUAAAUGUGGAGUCUGUGGAGGAGAUAAUUCUCAUUGUCGCACUGUGAAAGGAACAUUUACCAGAACUCCCAAGAAGCCUGGGUACCUUAAGAUGUUUGAUAUUCCCCCUGGUGCUAGACAUGUGUUAAUACAGGAAGACGAAGCUUCUCCUCAUAUCCUUGCUAUCAAGAACCAGGCAACAGGACACUACAUUUUAAAUGGCCGAGGGGAGGAAGCAAAGUCUCGGACAUUCAUCGAUCUAGGAGUGGAAUGGGACUACAAUAUCGAAGAUGACAUUGAGACUCUUCACACUGAUGGGCCUUUGCAUGACUCUGUCAUUGUUUUGAUUAUUCCUCAGGAGAAUGACACGCGUUCCAGUUUGACGUACAAGUAUAUCAUUCAUGAAGACUCAGUGCCCACCAUUAACAGCAAUAAUGUAAUCCAGGAAGAAUUAGAUACUUUUGAGUGGGCUUUGAAGAGCUGGUCCCAAUGCUCGGAACCCUGUGGUGGGGGUUCUCAGUACACCAAAUAUGGGUGCCGCAGAAAGAGUGAUAAUAAAAUGGUGCAUCGCAGCUUCUGUGAAGCCAGCAAAAAGCCAAAACCCAUUCGCAGAAUGUGCAAUCUUCAGGAGUGCACACAUCCCCUCUGGGUGGCCGACGAAUGGGAAUAUUGUACCAAAACCUGUGGAAGUUCUGGGUAUCAGCUCCGCACAGUACGAUGUCUUCAACCUCUACAGGAUGGAACCAAUCGCUCCGUGCACAGCAAGUACUGUCUAGGAGAGCGUCCUGAGACCCGCAGACCAUGUAACAGAUUGCCAUGUCCCUCUCAAUGGAAAACAGGACCCUGGAAUGAGUGUUCAGUAACUUGUGGUGAAGGAACGGAGACAAGACAAGUCAUCUGCAAGACUGGAGACCAAUGUAAUGGCGAAAAACCCCUCUCAGUGAGAGUCUGUAAGCUUGCUGCUUGUAAUGAUGAGCCAUGCUUGGGAGACAAGUCAAUAUUUUGUCAAAUGGAGGUCCUGGCACGGUAUUGUUCUAUUCCAGGUUAUAACAAACUCUGCUGUGAGUCUUGUGGCAAGCGUGGUAGUACGCUUGCCCCACCGUACCUUACAGAUGCUGCUGAAACUAGUGAUGGUGCAAUUUUUCACCCCAGUGACUUCCCCAGAUCCUUAGUAAUGCCAACACCUCUGACAACUUAUCGGGUGGGACCAACAGCCAAGAAGAAAUCUCUGAGUAGGAUGCCCUCCACCGAAGAGAACUCACGUGUAUAUACAGACAAUAAACCUAAUGGUGCUAACGUUCCCCAGAGGAGAGCUCCCCAAACAGAGAACAAGAACUUGAGACCUGACCAAGUACCAUCCCCACCUUCUACCAAAGGUCACAGUUUCAAUUCUUCUCAGGUGGCAUCUCCUCCCAUGGCAAUAAAUACUUCCUCAGGUGCUUUACCUCCCAUAAGAACCUCAAGGAAGAAUGAGAAGGCAGCUGACAAGAGACAUCCUUUAAGACCAUCCACCGUGGAAAGAUGAGAAAACUAGUUCUGAAAGGGUGGAAACCAUAGGAAAUUCUGGACACCCCAUGGUGCAUGUUGCUUUUGUCGAAAGCAGAACUCUCUACAGGUCAUCAACUCAUUCAUUUGACGUGUAAAUGGAAGAGCAAAAAGUGCUGGUUCACUUUCUAACUGCUUUCAUUUUCCAUUGUCUGAUUACCUUGAAUUCAUUGGAAGAAAGCACCAAAGAUUAUUA